AUGAUGUCCUAUAUGAAGCAACCACACUACGCAGUUAAUGGAUUGACACUCACUGGCCCUGGUAUGGAUCUCUUACACUCUGCAGUUGGCUAUCAAACCACUCCGAGGAAACAGCGCCGGGAGAGAACGACCUUCACCAGAGCACAGCUCGAUAUUUUGGAAGCCCUCUUUGCCAAGACCCGCUACCCUGACAUCUUCAUGCGGGAAGAGGUGGCUCUGAAGAUCAAUUUACCCGAAUCCAGGGUUCAGGUUUGGUUUAAGAACCGUCGCGCAAAGUGCCGCCAACAGCAACAGCAGAACAGUGGCCAAGCUAAGACACGGCCGGCCAAAAAGAAGACCUCUCCGACACGGGACACCAGCUCAGAGACCAAUGCCAGCGGCCAUUACAGCCCGACACCGGCAGGCACAGCUGGCACCACCAGCUCCAUCACCAACGCCAACGUGUCCAUCUGGAGCCCAGCCUCCAUCUCUCCGAUCCCGGAUCCGCUCUCCUCGUCCGCCGCCUCGUGCAUGCAGCGGUCUGCCGCCUAUCCCAUGACCUACAGCCAAGCCCAGGGGUACAAUCAGAGUUACGCUGGUUCCUCUCCCUACUUCAGCGGCCUGGACUGCGGACCGUACCUGUCCCCCAUGCACCCGCAGCUGCCCGCCCCAGGGGCUGCGCUGAGCCCUCUGAGUACCCCGACCAUGGGAGGUCACCUGAGCCAGUCUCCGGCCUCCCUGUCCGCCCAAGGCUACGGCUCGGCCAGCCUGGCUUUCAACACCGUCGAGUGCCUGGACUACAAGGACCAGAGCUCCUCCUGGAAGCUGAACUUUGGCGCCAGCGACUGCUUGGAUUACAAGGACCAAACCUCCUGGAAGUUCCAGGUCUUGUAA
Rhincodon typus (whale shark) is the source of this 873-nucleotide messenger RNA. Its product is annotated as homeobox protein otx5-like. The transcript has 3 exons. Lineage: Eukaryota; Metazoa; Chordata; Chondrichthyes; Orectolobiformes; Rhincodontidae. Gene Ontology annotation, molecular function: RNA polymerase II cis-regulatory region sequence-specific DNA binding; DNA-binding transcription factor activity, RNA polymerase II-specific. Gene Ontology annotation, cellular component: nucleus. Gene Ontology annotation, biological process: regulation of transcription by RNA polymerase II; multicellular organism development. The coding region runs from base 1 to 873 and encodes 290 amino acids. The record is from RefSeq and is a predicted model, not a curated record.